Molecule: messenger RNA, 306 nt
Organism: Prunus armeniaca (apricot)
Lineage: Eukaryota; Viridiplantae; Streptophyta; Magnoliopsida; Rosales; Rosaceae
Source: the annotation of a GenBank genome assembly
AUGAAGAGGCGUGAGGAGAUGGCCAAGGACAAGAUGGCGGAGGCGCAAAAGGCUAUCCGAGAAAGAAACGCCUUGCUUUUGCAGAAGGCGGCGCUUGCCAAAAAGGUGGAUGAGCUAAAGGAGAAGAUGGCGCCUUUUGAGCAGGCGUUUGAGGAGACCUUGGAGAAGAUCAACUUCGAUACGAGUGGUGUGCCUUCUUCAGUUAGUGCUACUGCCUAUGCCAUUGCAGUUGCCUCGCCGGUGAAGGAGACUGUCAUCACUACUUCAGAGCCUACCACCGCAAAUAGGCCACCUGCCAAGGCCUAA